CCUCCAUGAAAAAAAUUCUAGAUCCACCCUAGUGCUAGCCCCCCUAAAAUAUUGGCUCAAGAACCGCGCCUGACGCACCUUCGUAUGAGUCAAACACCGUAACCACUGGACGUACCAUGUCGUUCUACAUAGAGUUCUUUGCAGAGUUUAACAACCAAAACAAGUUUAUCACAAAUAACCAGGACUAAUCAACCCUGGACUGCUCGUUCGACUAUAUAGCUUUGCGCCAUGGUUGUUGAACUCUGUAAAAGUAUCACAAUACAAGGCAGUAGGGGAAAAAAAACAGCUGUGGAAUAAUAUUUCGGUGAGCAUUAUUAUGUACACAAUGUUAAAGCAAUAAGUAUUCGCCAUCAAGUACGUAGAGACACACUCGCUCACUGGGACUAAUAAACUAAUGUGUGUGGCAGCGUCGCUUAUAAUUAUACUGCCUUCGGUGGUGAGUGCUACAACUUUAAUACAGACCUAGUUUACAGAGAUAUUGACUGGUACCUUAGUGCGGCAACAUGACGUUGACGUGGAGUUUUCGAUGUGCAUGUUGGGGGAUCGUCUCUUCCCUUCUAGUUGCAGUCCUAUUCGGUCAUUGCUUGUUUUGUCAGGCCCACCUCGCCCUUCGAAUAACAGAAGGUGCUGUGGCGAUACUUCUGUUCCUUUCCUCCUUAAUCACCUUCCACAUCUCGACGCUCCGCUGUUCUGAGAGCCACACUCUCAGCAGCCUACUCCUUUCCUACUGGUGGCACCAAGGUGAAUGGCUAGCCACGCCCUUUAUCUUGGCAAAGGCCAACCGCAUGUGGAAACAUCCGCGUGAAGCCCAAGAGGAUCUGAUCCGGGAGCUGACCAGGCGACAUGCCAAGACGGAGUACGGGCGCAAGAACCGUCUUGGGGAGAUCCGAUCGUUGGGAGACCUCCACAAGAAGCAUCCUCUCACCACAUACGAUCACUUCAAGGAUUACAUCCAGCGGCUGGCGGAUGGCGAGGAAGGUGUCUUUCUUGGCGAGAGGCCCUUGCGAUUCGGCGUCACUUCGGGAACCACUGGAACCGGCAAGAAGGUCCCUUACAGUGGUUUCUUUUGGGAGGGUGAAUCAUUUGCCUUGAAACUCUACCGCCUUGGUAUUUACCAAGGAAUCAGUCGGCCAAGCUCAGUGCAGAAGCGCUGCUUUCUCUACACCCAUCCGAAGUUUUCGGUCACAAAGACUGGCUUAGCCGCCGCUUCAUUUCUGUUUGUCACAGAGAAGGACACAUCAAUUGUAAUCAUUCCCGAACAAAGUUCUCCGCUUCCAGCCUUCACUAUCACCCAUGAGCCUUCCGCCAUGUAUGUUCACAUGCUGUUUGCGAUUGCCGACCCCAACCUGGCAAUGCUGCAGGCACUGUUUACCCCUCAGUUGUACCGAGCUCUGACGUGUCUCGAGACCAACUGGCGGGCGAUGUUGGAGGACCUGUCUACCGGGAAGAUCAAUACGAAGAUCCCUCUAGACCCUGAUGUGCGCCGGUCCCUCCAAGGCUAUCUCAGACCGGACCAGGCCCGCGUAUGCCAGUUGAGAAGGGAAUUCGAGAAAGGUUUUGAGGGAAUCGUGAAGAGAAUCUGGCCUCACUUGCGAGCGCUUGACGGAGUCUCUAUCUCGGGCUUUAAUGAAAAGCUUCAGGAAAAAUACGCCAACGGUACUGUGUGUGUGGGUGCGUUUAAUUACGGUACUACCGAGUGUGGAUGCCCAACCGUCAACAUGUGGGUCACAGAGGAGGAACCAAGAUACGUCAUAAUACCGAACAUUGUCGUGUUUGAGUUCAUUCCAGAAGAGGAAUGCCUUGAGAAAGAUCCUACGACCUUGUUAAUAGAUGAGGUGGAGGUUGGGGGUAGAUACGAACUGGUGAGUACGACUCGGACUGGUCUCUACCGGUACAGAAGUGGGGAUGUCGUCCAAGUCACCGGAUUCCAUGAAAGAUGCCCUGUCAUCCGCAUGUUGUACAGAAUUGGGGAGUAUCUGAAUCUAGUCUACGAGAAGAUGAACGCCCCAGUUGUGGACGCUGCCAUAAAGGCGACAGUUGGCAGCUGGCCUAGAGUGCAGUUGGUAGACUGGACAUGCGCAGAGAGCCCAAUUUACGACGACAGUCCUGAGCUAUACUACAUUGUGUUCAUCGAAAUAGACGAAGAGCAGACAGAUUUCACUGAAAACCAACUGUCGAAGUUCGAUGAGUACCUCCAGCAUCAUCAAUACUACUACAAGAACCUUCGCGCUAGUCGCACCAUCUCCGCACCACACGUGCAUCUCGUCGCCCAAGGCGCGUUCACAGACCUCGAGGACUUCACCAUAUCUCGCACCACAGCGUCCUCCAACCAGUACAAGACGCCUCGCAAGCUGAAGACGAGGGAACUCGUAGAAUGGAUGAUGGAGAGGGUGGUCAACUAGAGGUCAAGUAUAUUGUCCUGUGCCGACCGUUGCUGUUUGCCAGGCCUCGUCUUCGGCUUCGGCCUCGUUGAUGCCUUGAUCCAAUUUAAAUAAACACAUCGAUUCCAUAACAUAACCGUUGGUGUCCGACCACUUUGAGACUGAACAUCUAACUUCAGGCAUUCAAAAGUUAUGGAGAUGGCGGGCUGAAAACGGGGACAAAGCAAAUGUUUGCUAAGUACAGGUUUUCUCAUCGAGGUCGUCCUCAGGUUCCUGUCCUCAAUUCAUCGAUGAUGUUGCACGCGUGUCCUCGAUUUACACCAUAAACACGCACUUUGAAAUGAACACACCAGUAAUCAGUAUUCAGUGGCUAAUCCAGCAUUUACGGCGGAAGGGGGGGGGGGAGGGCACGCCAUGACGACACGCCAUGGGGGACCACAGAUGUGCGGGAAAAGGUGUGCGUUCUUUCGGCAAAACGAAAAUACUGGCACACAUCCCUAUGUGAUUUGUUUUCGUUUUGCUGAAAGAACACUUACCUUUUUGUGGUCCGUGGCCAGAAUUUUAAAACGGUCGUUGUGUUUAAACUUUCGUAAUUUGAAACGGAUUACAUGAAUGAUUUGAAUGAUUCAUGUACGAAAAGAAAGCUUAUGAUCUGGGCUUUCAUAUCCUAGAUUUUGGAA
Messenger RNA from Patiria miniata (bat star), 3061 nucleotides. Its product is annotated as probable indole-3-acetic acid-amido synthetase GH3.9. The record is from RefSeq and is a predicted model, not a curated record. Gene Ontology annotation, molecular function: acid-amino acid ligase activity. Gene Ontology annotation, cellular component: cytoplasm. Lineage: Eukaryota; Metazoa; Echinodermata; Asteroidea; Valvatida; Asterinidae. Bases 504 to 2402 code for a protein of 632 amino acids. The transcript has 7 exons.